AUGGCAGCACUACCACCUAGUGCAUCAGCUGCAGGCUCUUCCACUCUUUUCAAUUCUGGGGAGCCUCAAGCGCCGUCCUCGCAAUCAGCUCAGCACAGAGGGCAUCAGCAACAACAGCAACACAACGCGCAGCAGCAACCUCAACAGCAUUUGGCAGCUCCAAAUCAAUCUGUACCAGCGCCCCCUGCCCAUCAACCGCAAGCACUGGCAAGAAUCAUCAAGCUCAAGCAAGGGAACACUCACAGCAACCAACCUUUGGCCAGAGUGGUCCCUCCUCAACAAGGCAUGGUAGUUGAUCCAGCAGAGGUAGAGUGCAUUCAUGCAAACCUCACGGGUGCCAAAGAUGAUUCUAAGAAAUGGACAUUACCUGCCCUCUGCCCUGGGCACAAAGUCAGCGCCCUGAGCUUAUGUGAGUCUAUCGCUAUUUCUUCUUUCGGUUAG
Suillus bovinus is the source of this 441-nucleotide messenger RNA. RefSeq lists its product as uncharacterized. Bases 1 to 441 code for a protein of 146 amino acids. NCBI's taxonomy places the organism in Eukaryota, Fungi, Basidiomycota, Agaricomycetes, Boletales, Suillaceae. The record is from RefSeq and is a predicted model, not a curated record. The transcript is spliced from 2 exons.